Molecule: messenger RNA, 1354 nt
Organism: Chinchilla lanigera (long-tailed chinchilla)
Lineage: Eukaryota; Metazoa; Chordata; Mammalia; Rodentia; Chinchillidae
Gene: Rnf149
Product: ring finger protein 149
Source: RefSeq, a predicted model, not a curated record
CCUACUGGCCUCUCUCCUCAGCGUUGGCCGCCCGCGGCGUUCCGUUUCGCGCCGCUGCCCGCCGCCUCCCACGCGUGUCUGCCGCCUCCUCGCGGCCAUGGCGUGGAAUCGGAAAUAUAGUGGUCAUUAUGAUUAGCCACCCAAAAGCACAAGAAAUUUUGGAUCUGAUAGAAAAAGGAAUCCUAGUGAAAAUGACCAUACUGAGUGGAACCAGUCAUGUGCAGCUCACUGGCAGUCAUCAGCCUUUUGCAUUCCUCACCAUAAUGAUUUUCUUACUAUCCUCGAUAGUGUUUUACUGUGUGCAGUAUUUCUUAUUUACUAGCUCAACCUCUGCAAAUCAGAGCUGUAGAAAGGCAACUAAGGAAGUUAUUGACCAGCUUCCACUGCAUACUGUAAAGCAUGAAGAAAAGGAUGCUGAUCUUGAUGCUGAGAACUGUGCAGUGUGUAUAGAACAUUUUAAGGUCAAUGACCUCAUCAGAAUCCUACCAUGCAAGCAUAUUUUUCAUAGCAUAUGCAUUGACCCAUGGCUUUUGGAUCAUCGAACAUGUCCAAUGUGUAAACUUGAUGUCAUCAAAGCCCUGAGAUACUGGGGACAGCCUGGUGGUGGGCGGGAGCUGCCUGCUGCAGAAUCUGAUGCUGGAAGUGCUCCUGCUGAGACUCUGAGGGGGGUGUUCCUGCCUGAAGACAGAAGCGUUGGCAGCAACCGGCUCUCACCUUCAUCAUCCUCGUCACCAUCCCCCAGUGAACCUGGGCCUCAGUGCCCUGCCAAGUGUGCUGAGGAUGUAGGGAAAAACGCAGCAUUGCUAGGUGACAGUGUGAAGGAGGCAGCAUGUGUGUGACACUGAAGCUCGCCGUGGUUCCCCGCCUGCUCGCCUGGCUUCUUCACUUUGCCCACUCUGCUUGGCACACCCUUGUUUCCCAGCAGAGAACAUACGGACAAAGAGAUGUAGCACAGGACACCGCCCAGCAGGUGAUUUGAAGAUACUAAAGUUCGAAGUUGGAACUAAAAAAUCCCAAGAAUUGAAGGUGUUCUAUUUAAUCUGAGUUAAAAUAGGGCUCGUUUACACUUAAGUGAUUUGAAUCUCAAGACUGGUUUCGCUUCAGGUAGAUGGGCUUUUUUGAGAUGUCUUAUGUUCCUUAGCCUGGUUUCCAGCUCCUGAAUUCAAGUGAUUCUUUUGCCUCAGCCUCUUGAGUAGCUGGAACUACAGAUACAGGCUGAUCAGGACCAGCUUGUCUUUUAAGUAUGUCUAGCCAGCAGACUUUUUGUGCUGGACUCAUCUACUCAGGAGGCUGAGGCAGGACGACACAAGUUCAAGUCCCACUUGGACAACUAGUGAGACCCUGUCUAAAAAUU